Ceratina calcarata is the source of this 5081-nucleotide messenger RNA. RefSeq names its product polyglutamine-repeat protein pqn-41. The record is from RefSeq and is a predicted model, not a curated record. Lineage: Eukaryota; Metazoa; Arthropoda; Insecta; Hymenoptera; Apidae. The transcript has 6 exons. The coding region runs from base 1539 to 3191 and encodes 550 amino acids.
AGAUUGUUUGAUAUCUUUGAUCCUUGUGUACGAUUCGUGUAUCGCCUGUGUACGUGUUUGUGUGUCUCGUUAAGUAUCAUUCAGUGCCUGCGUUCCUUAACGAGCUUCCCCAGGCCUCGGCCUGUCGCGAGCUCGACCAUCGGCCGAACGGUAUCCUCCGCUUCCGUUCUUCGGGCAGCUGACCGUGAGCCAUCAUCCCGCUGAUGGGUCGCGCGCGUUUCGUAAAACACGCUGAAGAACUUAACUGAACGAAACACCAUUGAAAAUUGGCCGAAAUUUAACAGACACUGUGCCUCCGAAUGCAUGCCUCUACACUCAUACACGCUUGCUACGUCUCACCUCCUGACACACACGGCCCGAUAUACACUGCGAUGCGCAACACGGAUUCUCUCUGCUACAUUAAUUAAUCUGCGUUGGAUCCGCAAUUUCGUGACACGCCUACGGCUUAAUGAAACGGCACACUGGCCUUGCAUGAUUGUUAGCCGAGUCUCACGAUGCACCGUGAAAAAUGUAUAAUUACGAUGCGGAUAUUUUCAUUAUUACGUUGAAAGGAACAAACGUUUUUUUAAAAUAAACCAUGACAGCCUUAUUUUGCUCAUAUUCCCCUCUUGAUUUUGCAUUUUUUAAUUCUAUUAAGAAAUACGUGUUGAUAACGGGUAGUUUUUCGUCUGACCAAUCGUGUAUCAAUACUACUGAGAAUUCUGUUCGUGGAAUAAUUAAAAUACUUCUGUUACGAAGUACAAUAUUUCUGGACAAGUAGUGUCCUAAUUCAUGUCUCACUUAAAAAUACGAAAUUGUCUUAUAAACUUAUUGUUCGAAAUGAUUCCUUGUUUAGAAAUAAUAAAAUCCAGGAACUUGCUUAGUGAAGUUGACAUACUUAAAAAGUUAGAGACAAUGAAAACUGGUCAGACAAAUUUUUUUUAUUUAAUUUCCGUUCUAUUAUAUAUCCCGUUAUUUUUAUUCUUUUUCGGUUAUUAGUUAAAUGUCACCGUCAACUUGCCGCCUGUGCGGGACGACAUGAACAAAUUGCCGUGAAAUAUCACCGACGCCCCAUCGGACUAUACAUUUUUCUUACAACCCGAGUGCAUUGCAACGGAAAUACGAACGGCCGGAGACAGUAGUUGAUGCAUGCGCAAGGAAUCCUCUAACAUACGUGCGAAUUAACCCAUGUUUAAUAAAAGAACGCUGAGAAACUUGUGGGUGCCAGUGGAGGCAUCCGUCAUACUACACUGCACAACUACUAAAACCUGAUAUCUCAUUACCAACAGUUCGAUCCCUACAGAUCUACGUACCAUGCUGUUUGGUUCACCCUCUCGAGAUUCUAUAAUAUAGCCGUCCGACUCUUUCCAUAUCCUUUGACCUUAUUGGGCGGGGCGAGGGUACACCGAAUACCAGCAAGCGACGCCUAUUUGACAGUAUUCAACACGGUAUGUCGCGAGUUUCAACGCGGGGCGUGCAAACGCGGCGAGACGGAGUGCCGGUUUGCGCACCCCCUCGAGACGGUGCAGGCGAACGAGGACGGCUCUGUGACGGUCUGCAUGGACGCUGUCAAGGGCCGAUGCAAUCGGGACCCCUGCCGCUAUUUCCACCCCCCUCUGCACCUUCAAGCCCACAUUAAGGCCGCACAAUCUCGGGCUAGCAUUGCGACGGCUACUAUGCCCACGAACAUGGCGGGGAUGAGCGCGUUGGCUGGCAGCGUAUCAGGAGUGCCGGCAACUGCGGUUCCCGGAGGACUUCAGAGCGCCAGUAUGGCAAGCAUCGAACUCGGCAAGAAGCGGAUGCGCGACUCCAAUGAUGAUCUGCUAAUGAUGGACAUGAAGUCUGUCGGAUCGUUCUACUACGAGAACUUUGCCUUCCCAGGAAUGGUUCCGUAUAAACGACCGGCGGGCGACAAGUCCGGCAUGCCGGUCUAUCAGCCUACCGGCGCGACGACCUAUCAACAGUUAAUGCAGCUGCAGCAGCCGUUCGUGCCUGUGUCAUGUGAGUACACUGGAACACCACCCCUACCCACCCAAACCUCUAACCAAUCGGUCGUGCAACCCUCGAACGUGCAAAGCAACCACCACGCGGUGGUGGUUCAGUCCUCUUCCUCCUCCCAGGGAACCGGCGGCGUCACAGUCAAUAACUGCGCCGACGCCAACAAUGGCGUGCUGAUGGAUCCCUGCAACAACCCACCGCCACCACCUCCAACCACCGAUAAUAACAGUAACAAUAGUAACGGCAAUAACAAGCAGCCGAAUGCGACGCAGAAUCACGAUGCCGAGAACGCGCAUAACUCCCCCGAAUUGAAUCACGCUAGUCCCUCGACGAUUUCGCAACAGCAACAACAGCAGCAGCAGCAGCAGCAGCAACAACAACAGCAGCAGCAAGCGCAGCAGCAACAACAGUUGCAAAAUCAAUUGGCGAUGUCAGUCGCCAACGUGCAGCCAGUGAUGAGCCCGUUGACCUCGGUCGCCGGGAUGACCUCGAUGCCAGGCAUGGUCAGCAUGCCCUCGAUGGCUUCCAUGACGAACGUCCAGUCGGUCUCGAACAUGGUAUCGAACUACCACGCCUCGAACAUGGUCAAUCUUAACAUGCUGAACAGCCUCGGCGGGUUACCCGGUCAGCUCGACCCGGCCGCCCUCGCGAAAGAGGUUGCCCAGAAGAAUUACGCGAAGGCCCUCAAGCUCUCGCAGGCCUCGCAGUCGUACAGUCUCAAUCAGCUGACUGCGUUGAAUUACACGGGCGUCGCGUUAAACAAACAGGCGCUGGUGAAUCCAGCGGCAGCCGGGAGUCAGGCGGUCGCCGGGUUGCAAGCGACUGCAACGACACCCAGACCAAUGAUUCCGAACCUGACCGGGAUUCCUGGCGCCCUAACUUCUCCCCUAUCCGCCGGCAUUCUAGCCUACUCAAGACCGCCGGCCGGUACCCCCAUCAAUCCUUAUUCGCUGAUGAGACAACAGAUCCUACCGAAUCCUUACGUUCAAGCCUCGAUACCAGCCGUUCCUAGUGCGGUCCAGGGCAACCCGUACGUACAGAAUCCGUACACGGUUCUACCGGGUGUGCCCGCGGUCGCGGCCGCUGGCGUAUCGGGCGUCCCGCAAAUAUCGCAGAUUCCAAACCCGGCGACGAUCGCGGCCCAGCCGCAAGUCGCCAUCCCGGUAAGUUCCGGCGUGAUCAUGCAGCCGUACAAAAAGAUGAAGACUUCGUAAGCGGGUCACCCCACCGAUCGACUGCGAACGGGGGACACGUCCGUGUCCCUCUUUUCUGUUUCCGAGCGUUCUGGUUCCUUCUUCUGGGCCCUCUGCGUUCUCUCCUUCGGCCGAGAACGCUGCACGUCAUUUCGCGUCCUCUCAUCCGCGUACCGCGAUCGAGGGGGGAGUUGAGUAUUUCCACGCGUUUGUUUGUCAUUCGUUCGACUUAGAGUCUCGUAGAGUGAGCACAGACUUGGAUAUUGAAUAUUAGAUGACCUAUUUUCUGAUUUAGCGAGAGAAUUAAACCGAUUAGAUGAAUAUACUUAUAUACACGUAUGAUUAGAAUCUAAGGAAUUGAAUACGUAAGAGAACAAUAAACGUGCACGUUCCUGUACGCGAACGGGGGAACAUUCGAGGAGCGAAUGCGAAACGAGGAAUGAAACGUCGAAAUAAGGGAUGAGAAACGCAAACAGACAAACAGACAAACAGACAAACAAAACAAGAGUUCCGAAAAUAGAUUCGUUUUCUAGUCAGACAUUGUCGGUGAACAGUGCCUUAUUGACCCGAUUCCACUUGGAGCGUUUCGAAUCGUGAUGCUUACUCGUGACAAAUAGAAAAUAACGACGCGAAGACUUUUGCAGAUUUCUCAGUUAAUUUCGUUCCCCUUUCGUCCUAAACCGAAUCAUAUAAUUAACAAAACGAUACGAAAAAUAAACGAAACGACCCACGCCUGGCGUUCGUUUCGGCUCGUUUUGUCUCCCCUUUUCUCGUCUUCUUCUUUUUCUUUCUUAUAAAGCAAAGACUUGCCAGUUGUUCAUUCGUGUAUAUUCUUUCCUCUUCGUUCGUCCUCGUUUAUGAAUGUUAUCUUUAUUUGUUUUAUUUUUAAUGACGCGUCAGCGUACCUUUUAAAAAUAGAUUCUCCUUUUAGUGCAUAACGUUUUUUUAAUUAUAACUUUUGAAAUAACUUAAUUAUUUGCCGUCGUGACGGUUCAUUUUACGUAGUAGGUAGGCGAAGUGGUUUAAGAGAAAAGAAAUUUAUAAUAAAAUUUGUUAAAUCGUCUAUGUAUAUCGUGGAGCUCGUCGCCAGGCGACGAUACGAUCUAUUUGUUUCCGUUUUGUUUCGAAUAUUAUUUCGUUUGUUAGUAAAAACUAAAAGUCGUUCCUUCAUCGGUUUAUUAUUAUAAACUCUAUAUCAAUGUUUAUUCUAUAUUACACGCAUAUACAUAUAUAUAUAUAUAUAUUACAUUAUAUUAUAUAUAAUCUAUAUAUUUUUUAUUUUCUAUGCCAAGAUGGACGAAAACGAUGCUCGGCCUAAGUCACUUUACACAACUUGCCUUUUUAAGUCGUAGAAUAUAUAUUAAUUAUGAUCGUUGCAUAUUACUCUUAGUCAGCCGUUGGAGUCCAUUUGUCAGUCGUUAUUAGAUUAAUUUCUCAACAUGAAUACGUAUGUAAUACCGCGCGAUCGGCACGUCGGUCGAUUUUAUUCGCUGCGUCGUCGUUUAUCGUUUCUCAGAUAUAAUUAUCUUUGUCAUACGGUAUAUUUUAAAAAACGGAGAGGGGGCAAUGAGUAGGAUGAAGGGAAGAAAAACGCAGACGAAUUGUUGAACAAUUUCCGAAGUGAUCGCGUUUACGUUGAUAUAAUAAUUGCAGCGUUUUUAUUGUAUUCAAUCGGACGUGUCGAAUUUGAAACGAUCACGUUGACCGGUGUUAAAUCCGCCAGUGUCGUCACUGAACAAUUUCUACCGAUCCGACUUCCGCCCUUUCCAGCUAACGUUUAGAAAUUAAUCGAAGAAACUAUUAUGAUAGUAACGUAUGUUUCCUAGAAACACCUUGCACAUCGAUGAGAUUGAAGCGGAGAACGCCGUCGUGCUCGGGCGAUCCUUGUAAUUCGUAUUAUUAUUAUUAUUA